UGACGUCUAUUUCAUCACUUCUUACUUUUCUUUGCGCGUACAAUGUUAUUUUCUUUAUCGUUCAGUGUUUUCUCCAACAUUCGGCGCUGCUGACCUGUGUUAUCAGGCCGACCGUGUGCAAAAGGACAAGGAGAGGACAGCCAACACAUACGCACGUACGCCACAUCUGUGGUAAAAUAUGGCGACGUUUCAAGUCUUCAUUGUCCUUUUGUGUCUGGGCGUUUUGCCAGAUGCAGCAGAAUCAUGCGGCGGCAACCUCAUAGCCCGGGAGACGGCACAGUUCCUGGCGUCCCCGAACUACCCCAACUACCCCUACACGGACAACCUGAACUGUCACUGGACCAUCCAGGCUCCGACUGACCACACCAUCCUAGCUCAGGUCACCGACAUGGACAUCGAGUAUGACGAAGGCUGCCCGUACGACUAUCUACGGUUCUUAGAAAACGGUGUUUACAGCACCAAAUACUGCGGCACCGGUAGCAUUCCGGCCUUCGAUACGUCAACCCCUCGCCUGGAUGUCUACUUCACCACCGAUAAUUCCGUACAAGCAAGGGGCUUCCAAAUCAGCUACAGGGCAGUCUCUGGCAUAGGAAGGAUCCGGCUUGCGGGAGGGUCUACUCCGAACAAGGGCCGAGUGGAGCUCCUGUCUGGCGGGUACUGGGGAACCAUCUGCGACGAUCUGUGGGACAUCAAUGACGCGCACGUCGUCUGUAGGAUGCUGGGAUACCACAGGGCACUGUCCGCGCAUGGAGAUGCCUUCUUUGGAGCAGGUACGGGAGACAUUGUUCUAGACGACGUGCAGUGCACAGGAACCGAGGAGACGAUAUUCCGGUGUCCGGCAGCCACCAGCUCUGACUGUACCCACUCAGAAGACGCAGGCGUCAUCUGCGACCCUUACAUCCGCCCAUGCGCUGACCUGCCAGACCCCGCCAACGGCCACGUGACGUAUGACCAGGCGUACGCCCUAUACCGCUGUGACCAUGGGUACGAGAUCUCAGGAACCCCCAAUCGGACCUGCACGGAAAACGGCACCUGGGUCGGCCCAGAACCGUCCUGUAAACGUGUGAGCUGCCCGUUGCCUGAUGACCUUCCCAACGGGUACUACACGUACACCGGGCUACUGUACAUGGACACCAUGACGUAUAGCUGCGAUCCCGGGUUCACCUACGGUCAUCCAGACAACAAGGUUACGUUUGUUUGCGGUCCCGACAGAAAGUGGGACUACACCACCCUGCCAACCUGCACAGCCCUGUGUGGUAACGGCGACCUCCUGACAGACGACAGCGGAGUUCUGUACAGCCCAGGUUUCCCCGGGAACUACCAGGACCGCCAGCGGUGCACGUGGGUGCUGAAGCCCAGGGACAACCACCUCACUCUCUUCCGGCUCAACUUCCUGCAGACGGAACACUUUUACGAUAAGCUAACUGUCUAUGAGGGCUCCAGUACCAGCGGUGACAUCAUUGUGACGUUGUCCGGGAGGUAUCCGCCCGAUGACGUGUUCUCGUCCAAGACGACAGACGAUGUUUUCGUUGUCUGGGAAACCGACGCCACGGUCACUGACAGGGGCUUCAACCUCACAUACUGGGCUUCUGACUGUCCCUUCCCUCCCUCCAUCUCUAACGGAGUCAGCAGCUUCUCCGGCCAGCUGGCAGGUGCCACCCUGCAGUACACCUGCAGCCCCGGACACCUGCUGAUCGGCGACGCCAACACCACCUGUGUGGAAGGCGUCGGCUGGUCCGCGCCGGUGCCAACCUGUCAAAUUGUCACCUGCCCCGCUCUGCCAUCUCCGAGCCAAUUGGUCGUCUCAGAUCACGUGUGCAUGACGUAUGGCUGCUCGGCCUCGUUCUCGUGCUCGGUAGGGUUCGAGCUGACGCCGGCCAGCCCCAGUCAGACGGUGUGCCAGGCAGACGGGACGUGGAGCGGUCAGGAGCCGGCUUGUCAGGUGAUCCACUGCCCCGCGCUGCAGCGCCCAGAGUACGGAAAGAUCCUUGGGAACGAGACUGCCUGGGGUUCCGUUAUUGGGUUCGAGUGUAAGUACGGCUUCAGCCAGGGCAGCGAAUUCCGGACCUGCGAGGGAGCAGGCACGUGGUCCGGAAAUGACGUCAUCUGUAAGGACCCAAUACAAUGCGAGUUUGAAGCAGACUUCUGCAGUUACGAACAAGACAGGUCGGACGACUUCGACUGGACAAGAAACAACAGAGAAACUACCUCACCAGGCACAGGCCCCAGUAGUGGGUAUGGGGACUUGGACUACUACUACGCGUACAUCGAGUCGUCUCCCCCGCACCGACCUGGUGACGUGGCCCGGCUCAUCAGCCAGGAGUUCGAACCGGAGGGCUGUCCUCUGCUGGAGUUCCACUACCACAUGUUCGGGGACAGCGUAGACACACUCAACGUGUACAUAGAGACUAGGACCAAUAAGCUGGUAAGAGAGCUGGUGUGGGCCAGGAAAGGAGACCAGGGAUCGGCCUGGCAGGAAGCACAGGUCUCGUUCCCUACAGAGGGGUAUCAUAAGGUGAUUUUCGAGGCGUUUGUGGGAGAUUCACACACGGGUGACAUCGCCAUAGACGCCGUGCGGCUGAUACAACAGGCGUGUGCAGAACCCACAACAGAUCACCCGACGACAGCGGAGCCGAACCCCACCUUUCCCCCGACAGAAUCGACCCCUAGCGUCACGACACAAACUGCAACUAAUUCAGGGAUGGCCAACGUAACCACCACUGCGCCUACAACCACCGCUGCACACCCCACUGUUAGUGUAGAGCCUGGAACAACUCUGAUGACCACAGUCGAUCCCACAACGAUCACUACUGACCAACCGCUGACCACACUGCCGGCCACUCUGGUGCCCUUAACAGACUGCAGGGUGGACCAGUACGUUACCGGUGGCGGCAUAGACAUCAUCAGCUCGCCUAACUACCCCGAACUCUACCCUCCCAACCUGGACUGUUGGUACGUCAUCACCACAGAUCCGGGGUACUCACUACAGGUCAACAUCCUCAACUUUGACCUGGCGGACAGCCCGAAUGACAACAACGUCACUUCCGGCGGAUGUACCGGUGAUUAUUUGGAAGUCCAUGCGCCGCUAGGAGCGCCGCCGUCUCAACGGUACUGCGGACAAGCGUUGUCUCCCGGCACGACAUUUACCUCCGACUCCACGUUCGCCCUGCACUUGGCGACGGACGGAGCGAGCGCCUCGGGAGGGUUCAGCGCUCUCAUCCGCAGUGUUCCCGCUUCGGCUUGA
This is a messenger RNA of Branchiostoma belcheri (Belcher's lancelet), 3244 nucleotides long. Its product is annotated as CUB and sushi domain-containing protein 1-like. The transcript is spliced from 19 exons. The record is from RefSeq and is a predicted model, not a curated record. Gene Ontology annotation, cellular component: membrane. Bases 179 to 3244 code for a protein of 1021 amino acids. NCBI's taxonomy places the organism in Eukaryota, Metazoa, Chordata, Leptocardii, Amphioxiformes, Branchiostomatidae.